AUAUAUAAUAAUAAUUUGAUAAAUACAAGAAUACAAGAACCUGACAAGUAUUUUGGGGGCUCGUCUAAACUGUUAAAGGAGUUAUUUGAGGGAUUAUCUCAGUCAUAAUUUGUUAUAUUAUUGACAGUUGAAUAUUUGCUAAAUAAAUUUCUGUACUUGUAAGAGUAUAUUUUCAGAUUCUAGACACUUGUUUGUGUCACAUUACUAUUCAUAACGGUACUAUGUGAUUGUACCUUAUUACUCAGGAAAGGCAUCGUAUACAUUUUUUGUGUGAGACUUUAUUGGUGCCAGUGUAUCAUAUUGUUAUUGCUAACAUUGUAUCUUAUAUAUAAUAUUUUUUUUAAAAUUUAUACUAAUAAGAUAUAAUUUUGUUACAUGCCAAACUGAUUGGUGGACCUAAAUUGGAGCUGUGAUCUGUUUGUUGGGAUUCUCAAGUUGUCCUGGUGUAUCUGGCUGUACCUUGUCAUCAAUACUCUAUCUUCCUGGUGCUGAGGCAGAUUCUAUCUUCGCAGGAGAAAGCACAGCUAAGUGUAUUUUUUUUGGUUGCUAAUAGUAUAUCUUGUGCUCUAAUUAGUUUUUCCGAUUUGACCUGUUAAACUUAUAUUGUUUGGAAAUUCUAAGGAUGGAGACUAGGUUUUCUAUAAAUUCACAAUUUAUAGCGGAUGGGCAGGCGUUGGGUUUUACAGGAGCUGACUUGCAGAACUAUGUGAAAGAACAGAAGGAAGAAUAUGUCAAGGCAGAACAAGCAAGAUUGGAUAGGGAGGAACGGCUCAAGAAGGAACAAAGGGCGGAGGAGCAUGAACGAUGGAAAGAAAGGGAAGUAGUGGAAGCUAAAAAGAGGCAGGAAGAAUUGGAAUUGGCUAGACUUAAGGAGAAAAUUGUGGAGAAGGAGUUGCAGAAAGAAAGUAAAUCUGAAAACAAAGAAGGAGAACCUAAGAUCCAGGAUAAACAUAGACAUAUAAUUGAUAAGUUGGACAAGAGUUUUCAGAAUAUGAAGGAAGAUGAGGAUUUGAUUGGUUUCUUGACUCUAUUUGAGGCGGUGGCAACAAGAUGUUGUAUUGAUAAGAAAAGUUGGGCUAUGUUGUUAUCGUACAAAUUGACGUUGAAACUCAAGAAUUUUAUGCUGCAAGAUGAUCUGUUUAAGAAGGAAAAUUAUGAUGAAGUAAAGGUUAUGCUAAUGAGACAGGCUGAUAUAAAUGGAGAAACGUGUAGGAAGAAAUUUCACCAAAUUAGACCUAAAGAAAAUGAUUUCAGGGGAUAUGUAGCCGAUUUGAAAAGGGCACUAGACAAUUGGAUGAAGAUGGCGGAGGUAAAGGAGACCAUAGAAGGCAUGAAAAAUAUGAUUGUGACAAACAGAUUAUUAGAGAGUGUUUCAGGCGAAGUGUAUCGUCAACUUAUCUUAAAUAAAAGUGAUAAUGUAGAAGACAUGCUACAAGUAAUUGAAAGUUUUAAGACUGCAAGUUCAACAAAAUCAUUAUGUAAAGAGGAAAAUGUGUAUGUAAUGGGAGCUGCUGAAGCCACAAGUCAGAAUUAUGCUAGUGACAGGAAAGUCAUAACUUGUUUUAGGUGCGGAAAAGUAGGUCACAGGUCAACGGAAUGUUAUGUGGGUGGAGCCGGAGUGAAACCAAAACAGGUGACAUAUAAUAAGGAUGGAACAAGACAUGUGUCAGGCACAAGGAAUGUGUCAUAUGGAACUUACAGGAGGCAGUUUGAUACUAGAGGAAGGAGAAUGGAUGGAGGGAAUUGGAGAGGAGCUUACAAUGAUGUGAACCAUGGUGGAGGAAAUAACAGAAGGAAUUAUUCAGGUUUUGAUUAUACUAAGGAGAAAAACACAGACAAGUCAAAGAAAGUGCAAAACACAGACAGAUGCAUCAGAUAAAGGCAUUUCAGGUAUACUUAGUCAGAUGAGAGAUGGUGUGUUACAUCCAGUGAAGUUUGUCAGUCGCAAGUUGUUGCCACGUGAACAGAAAUACUCUAUCCUUGAGCGGGAAGGACUGGCC
Messenger RNA from Biomphalaria glabrata, 2000 nucleotides. RefSeq names its product reticulocyte-binding protein homolog 2a-like. The record is from RefSeq and is a predicted model, not a curated record. Lineage: Eukaryota; Metazoa; Mollusca; Gastropoda; Planorbidae. Gene Ontology annotation, molecular function: nucleic acid binding; zinc ion binding. Bases 623 to 1879 code for a protein of 418 amino acids. The transcript has 2 exons.